Molecule: messenger RNA, 1353 nt
Organism: Panicum virgatum (switchgrass)
Lineage: Eukaryota; Viridiplantae; Streptophyta; Magnoliopsida; Poales; Poaceae
Product: adenylylsulfatase HINT3-like
Exons: 7
Coding region: 24-746 (240 amino acids)
Biological process (GO): sulfur compound metabolic process; purine ribonucleotide metabolic process
Molecular function (GO): adenylylsulfatase activity
Source: RefSeq, a predicted model, not a curated record
UUUUGAGGGGGCAUUCGCAAAAGAUGGCGAAUCCCGAGCCAGAACCAGAAGCCACGCGACUCGGGCCCACUCCCACCUCCACCCCGCAGCCCGUGGCCGAAAUGUCACCGCCGCUGCGACUCGCCGUGCUCUGCUCCCACCUCCGGCGCGACGGCCCGGCACCGCCCGCCGGGGAACAGUUGGAGGCGGUGGCGGGGGUUGUCUCAACGUCCACGUACGCCAGCGGGGGAGGCGUGCCUGCCGGGGGCGACGGCGGUGGGGACGAGGACUCGGCGUGCUGCGUGUUCUGCCGCAUCAUACGGGGCGAGGCGCCGGCGUAUAAGGUCUACGAAGAUGAAGUAUGCCUCUGCAUAUUGGAUUCUCAUCCAUUGGCUCCUGGGCAUUCCUUAAUCAUUCCAAAACGCAAUUUUCCAUCCCUUGAAGCAACUCCACCGCCUGUGGUUGCAGCCAUGUGUUCCAAAGUGCCAUUUCUUAGCAAUGCAAUUAUGAAGGCUACUGAAUGUGAUUCAUUCAAUUUGGUGGUCAAUAAUGGAGCAGCUGCGGGACAAGUAAUUUUUCAUACGCAUUUCCACAUCAUUCCACGUAGAUUUGGUGAUAAGUUAUGGUCUACUGAGGUAAUGAGCUUUAGAAGACGCUCCAUUGAGCCAAACAAGACCUCAGGUCUUGUGAACUGCAUCAAGGAACAACUAUGUUCUACACUUGAAGGCUGCAAGACUGAAGCCUCUUCACUGCUCAUGGAACCAUGACACAAAGCUGUGCCAGUCCAGUACAUAUAUAAUGACAAGUCCAGUACAUAUAUAAUGCGAUCCAGAUAGCUGCUCCAGCCACAUAAUGGGAUUCACUGCGUACCAAAUGCAAUAUGUCUCUUAACACUGAUUGCAUGGUCAUUCUGCGAUUUGGGGUUGCUCGAAAGUUUGUUGUUGGUCUAGUUACAAUGGUGUUAUUACGCCUGUAAAAGGAAAAUAGCUGAGAGAGGCAUCCCAGGGACAUGAUUGAUAGAUGUACAAUCAUUCUUGUCCUCCUUCCCAGUUCAGUGUUGUCAGCCAUUCACCAUCAUCUCAUUCAGAUUUGCAGUAUAUAAAGUUGUGCCUCUUUCAGCAUUCAGAGCAAUGUGCAAGUUGGCGCCAAGCUCAUCGUUUCAUCGACUUCAACAUGAAUCCUUCAUCUUGCAUCGGACGGCUCCUGUGUUCCUUCAAUUAGUUGAGUGUUGAGAGACUUUCAAUUUCUAAUCAGUUGACAAUUGUGCUUUGUAAUAAUUAACAUCCUUGCUAGACUAAUGACUGAGUCAGCAUAAAGACUCUGGUCGGGCAUUGUAUGGGGAUCAUCGGAGCCAACAAGUUGAUUUGAAUCCGA